This is a messenger RNA of Salvia splendens (bonfire salvia), 1823 nucleotides long. RefSeq names its product probable polygalacturonase. Gene Ontology annotation, molecular function: polygalacturonase activity. Lineage: Eukaryota; Viridiplantae; Streptophyta; Magnoliopsida; Lamiales; Lamiaceae. Bases 184 to 1659 code for a protein of 491 amino acids. The transcript is spliced from 5 exons. The record is from RefSeq and is a predicted model, not a curated record. Gene Ontology annotation, biological process: carbohydrate metabolic process.
CUAACCAAUUAAUGAAAUGAAAUAGCUUCCCUUUGAAUGUACUCAUCCUCCUACGUCUCCCUCACACAUCACACAUGAUUUGUGAUUGAUCGCCAUUCUCCACCAUCCCCUGCCGCUAAACCCAACCACUUUCCGCUCAUAUGCAUAGCUCCGCCCUCCAACCACCAUUCCCCAAACAUUCCAAUGCUGGAAACCGCCGCACACCCCCACCGCUCCUGGAUUCCCUCCGCCGUCACCUUCCUCUCCACUCACAAGACCUCCCUCACCGUCUUCUGGAUCCUCUUCUUCUUCACCCUCUUCUACUGGCAGCGCGACACGGCGCCCGCCGCCGCCGCCGUCUUCAAUUUCCGCCGCCCGUAUGCACUUUCGCGCGAGCUCCCCAGGCUCCGCCCUGCCGUCUACAACUUGACCGACUUCGGAGGGGUGGGGGAUGGCCUGACGCUCAAUACGGCGGCGUUUGAAGGGGCGGUGAUGGCGAUCUCCAAGCUCGGGAGAAGCGGCGGGGGACAGCUCAAUGUGCCGCCGGGGAACUGGCUCACGGCGCCUUUCAAUCUCACCAGUCAUAUGACGCUGUUUCUCGCUGAAGGUGCUGUUAUCCUUGGAAUUGAUGAUGAGAACUACUGGCCUCUAAUGCCUCCACUGCCUUCUUAUGGAUAUGGAAGAGAGCAUAAAGGACCAAGAUAUGGAAGUUUAAUCCAUGGACAAAACCUCCGAGAUGUUGUAAUUACAGGGCAUAAUGGCACCAUUAAUGGCCAGGGUCAAACAUGGUGGAAAAAGUAUCGCCGUAAGCUUCUUAAUCAUACCCGAGGACCUCUUGUGCAGAUUAUGUGGUCCACUGACAUUUUGAUAUCUAAUAUAACGUUACUUGAUUCUCCUUUCUGGACACUUCAUCCAUAUGACUGCAAGAAUGUGACUAUAAGAAAUAUAACGAUCUUGGCACCCAUCUUCGAAGCUCCAAAUACUGAUGGCAUAGAUCCUGAUUCAUGUGAAGAUAUGGUGAUUGAGGACUGUUACAUUAGUGUUGGAGAUGACGGUGUUGCCAUAAAAAGCGGUUGGGAUCAGUAUGGCAUCAGUUAUGGGCGGCCUUCGACGAACAUACUCAUUCGGAACCUUGUCAUUCGUUCCAUGGUCAGCGCUGGUGUAUCAAUAGGCAGCGAGAUGUCUGGUGGUGUGUCGAACAUCACCAUCGAGAACAUCCACGUGUGGAACUCAAGGCGUGCCGUCCGGAUAAAAACAGCUCCAGGGAGAGGAGGAUACAUUAGGAACAUAACAUACAGAAACCUGACGUUUGACAACGUCCGUGUUGGGAUUGUGAUCAAGACAGAUUACAACGAACAUCCAGACGAGGAUUUCAACAGGGACGCAGCUCCCGUGGUAGAGGACAUAAGCUACACCUCGGUGCAUGGCGAAGGAGUGCGCGUGCCAGUUCGUAUUCACGGUAGCAAGGAGAUCCCUCUAAGAAAUGUGAGCUUCAGGGACAUGUCCGUGGGAAUAACCUACAAAAAGAAGCACAUUUUUCAGUGUUCGUUUGUGCAGGGACGUGUUGUAGGGGCAGUGUUUCCGGCUCCUUGUGACAAUCUGGAUUUGUACGACGAGGGAGGCCACCUCGUUAGACGAUCGCCCUCCCAGAAUGUAUCAGAUAUUGAUUAUGAUUUCUGAGAAUCAUUUCAUGUUUGUGGAUUUUUCAUCAUCCACAUCUCCCUCUCUCUGGUUUAAAGAUGGAACAUCUUCAUUUUCUGUGUGAUGGCCGUUUACAUUCUUGUGUGUUGUAAAUACAUUACUUAAUCUGAUUAUAGUUUAGUUGAUAGUACCUUUUCUUCUCA